Messenger RNA from Mytilus trossulus (common blue mussel), 2008 nucleotides. Its product is annotated as histidine--tRNA ligase, cytoplasmic-like. Bases 152 to 1705 code for a protein of 517 amino acids. The record is from RefSeq and is a predicted model, not a curated record. Gene Ontology annotation, molecular function: RNA binding; ATP binding; histidine-tRNA ligase activity. Gene Ontology annotation, biological process: histidyl-tRNA aminoacylation; mitochondrial translation. Gene Ontology annotation, cellular component: mitochondrion; cytosol; cytoplasm. Lineage: Eukaryota; Metazoa; Mollusca; Bivalvia; Mytilida; Mytilidae. The transcript has 14 exons.
CUUUAUACAUCAUAGUUGCAUCAGCGGCAUGGACGGUGACACUUCCCGAGAAAAGUUGCAAGAACAGAUUCGUUUACAAGGAGAAAGAGUUCGAAAGUUAAAAAUAGAGAAAGCUGAAGCACAACAGAUUUGCUGAGAAGCACUACAAGUCAUGUUUCCUAUUUGUAAAUUCCACCUUAAAGUAUUGCAGAAAUGGUCCAACAAAUGCUCACUGCGUCAUCUCUGCCAGGUGAAAGAUGAGGUAGCCAAGUUAUUAGAAUUAAAGGCACAGUUGGGUGAAGAUCCUGGAAAGGGAAAAUUUGUAUUAAAAUGCCCAAAGGGAACAAAAGAUUACAACCCGGAACAGAUGUCCAUAAGGGAAGGGGCAUUCAAAACAAUUAUAGGUUGUUUCAAACGUCACGGAGCAGAAACUAUAGACACACCUGUAUUUGAACUAAGAGAAACACUAAAAGGAAAAUAUGGAGAAGAUUCCAAGUUGAUCUAUGAUUUACAGGAUCAGGGUGGUGAAUUAUUGUCUCUAAGAUAUGAUUUAACAGUACCAUUUGCAAGAUAUUUAGCCAUGAAUAAAAUAACUAAUAUAAAACGAUAUCACAUAGCCAAAGUAUACAGAAGAGACAAUCCUGCCAUGACAAGAGGGAGGUUUAGGGAAUUCUACCAAUGUGAUUUUGACAUCGCAGGACAGUAUGACGCCAUGAUACCUGACGCAGAAUGUGUAAAACUGGUUGUAGAAAUAUUAACUAAAUUAGAACUAGGAGAUUUUGUUGUGAAGGUUAAUCACAGAAAGUUAUUAGAUGGAAUGUUUGCAGCCUGUGGAGUUCCUGAUGAUAAAUUUAGAACAAUUUGUUCCUCAGUGGAUAAAUUGGAUAAGACAUUUUGGGAUGAUGUCAGGUCUGAAAUGAUAGACGAGAAGUUUUUAGACCCAGCAGCAGCCGACAGAAUUGGUACCUAUGUUAAAUUAAAAGGUGGACUAGAUUUAAUAGAAGCCUUACUGACUGAUGAAGACCUAAAAAAACAGAAAUCUGCAGUAGAGGGAUUACAAGAUCUGAAAUUGUUAUUGAAAUAUUGUGAUUUGUUUGGCAUUUUAGACAAGGUAUCUUUUGAUUUAAGUUUGGCCAGAGGAUUAGAUUAUUAUACAGGUGUUAUUUAUGAAGCUGUUCUACAAGGUUUUGCACACAAACCAUCUGCUGGUUCAGAUGAGGAGAGUGUCAGUGUAGGUAGUGUGGCUGGUGGAGGACGAUAUGAUGGUCUGGUUGGUAUGUUUGAUCCCAAAGGCAGGAAGGUACCCUGUGUUGGUGUCAGUAUUGGUAUUGAAAGGGUCUUCUCAAUACUUGAAUCUAGAGCAAUUUCUUCCAAAGUGAAGACCAGAACCACAGAUACAGAAGUGUUUGUUGUAUCAGCUCACAAUGGUCUUCUAGAAGAUAGAAUGAAACUGUGCAAUGAAUUAUGGGAUGCUGAUAUAAAGACUGAACAAUCUUAUAAGAAGAACCCAAAGUCAUUAAGUCAGUUUCAAUAUUGUGAGAGUAGUGGUAUACCCAUAGCUGUUAUUAUAGGUGCUAGUGAAUUAGAGAAGAAUAUUGUUAAAUUAAGGAUUGUGGAAUCAAGAGAAGAGAUGGAAGUACCAAGAGAAAAGAUGGUAGAUGAAAUUAGAUCAACAUUGGCCAAAUUAUCACAACAGAAGACACAAAAUAAUGCAUCAAGCUCAUAACAAGUGACAGAACAUUAUUGUUUAUUUAUUUAUUGUCCCACAUAAUGGCAGACAUUUACUGAUGAUUUGUGCAUGUUAAAGUGCAAUACUAAAUAAACACCCACCAAACUUUAUGUACAUUUUUGUACUAGUAUCAGUUCCUAUCAAUGAUAAAAUACUAUAAAUUCUGAAAUUACUGCAAUCUUUGUUUACUAAUGCAAAAAAAAAAAAAAGUGUAAGGUUUAAAAUCGUUAAAACUUACUUUCAUAAUUUCAGUAGUGAUUUACCUUUACAAUAUAACAGACUAUAUAGAAUCAUGUAUAA